Molecule: messenger RNA, 1797 nt
Organism: Ipomoea triloba (trilobed morning glory)
Lineage: Eukaryota; Viridiplantae; Streptophyta; Magnoliopsida; Solanales; Convolvulaceae
Product: cytochrome P450 81Q32-like
Exons: 2
Coding region: 50-1597 (515 amino acids)
Molecular function (GO): oxidoreductase activity, acting on paired donors, with incorporation or reduction of molecular oxygen; heme binding; monooxygenase activity
Source: RefSeq, a predicted model, not a curated record
UCUCAGCCCAACAUUUGAUCACUCGCACCCAAAAUCUUGGAAGCCAUCCAUGGAUUACAUUUUUUAUCCAUUCUUGUAUCUUGCCCUCUUCUUGCCCUUGUACCUAAUCUCCAAACACUUUCACCGGAAAUUCAAGAACCAUCCACCGGCGCCGUUCCUCACUCUCCCCCUCCUCGGUCAUCUGUACCUCUUUAAGAAACCUCUCCACCAAGCCUUAACCAAUAUCUCCAACCGCUAUGGCCCCGUCCUCCUCCUCGAGUUCGGCUCCCGGAAAGUCCUGUUGGUCUCCUCCCCUUCCGCGGCGGAGGAGUGUCUGUCGAAGCACGACGUCGUUUUCGCAAACCGGCCACGUCUGAUGGUCGGAAAGUACCUAGGCUGCAACUACACUACCGUAGCGUGGACCUCCUACAACGACCACUGGCGGAACCUCCGCAGAAUCGCCGCCAUCGAAAUCCUGUCCACCCACCGCCUCCAGAUGCUCCACGACAUCCGCGCGGACGAGGUGAAGUACAUGAUAAGAAAGCUAGAUUCGUCCUCCAAAGCAGGAGCUCCAGUUGAAAUGAAGAGCGUGUUUUUCGAGCUGAUGUUGAACCUGAUGAUGAGGAUGAUCGCCGGGAAACGGUAUUUCGGCGAGAACGUGGAGGAUCUGAAAGAGGCAAACCGGUUCAGGGAGAUCCUCACAGAGAUUGUACUCAUCAGUGGGGCAACCAACAUGGGAGACUUUGUGCCGUGGUUGAAGAAGGUGUUCUGGAGCAUGGAGAAGAAGAGGUUUGUGAAGGUGCAACGGAAUAGAGACGCUUUUAUGCAGGACUUGAUCGAAGACUGCCGGAAACAAAUGGCAGAAAACAUCAGUACUGAGGAUUCCACGGAGCCUGCAGGGAAGAAGAAAUCAUUUGUUCAAGUGCUGCUCACACUCCAAGAAAAUGAACCUGAAUAUUAUCAGGAUGAAAUUAUCAGAGGCCUCAUGUCGGUUAUGUUAGGAGCAGGAACAGAGACAUCCUCCGGUACAAUGGAGUGGGGGCUAUCACUUCUGCUAAAUCACCCACAAAUCUUGAAGGCGGCACAAAAGGAGAUCGAUGAUUUGACCGGACAGAAGCGAUUAAUCCAGGAAUCAGAUUUGGGUAACCUGCCCUACCUGCACUGCGUACUGAACGAAAUAAUGAGAAUGUGCCCAGGCGCCCCUCUGUUAAUCCCACACGAGUCCUCAGAGGAGUGCACCGUCGGCGGCUACCGUAUCCCCGCCGGCACAAUGCUGAUGAUCAACUUGUAUUCUAUCCAAAGAGACCCCAAGUACUGGGAUGAACCGGAGAAAUUCAAGCCGGAGAGAUUUGAAGGGUUUGCCGGAGUAAGAGAUGGAUUCAAGAUGAUGCCUUUUGGAUCUGGAAGGAGAAGCUGCCCCGGCGAAGGACUGGCGUUGCGUAUGGUUGGGCUGUCAUUGGGAUCAUUGAUCCAAUGCUUUGAUUGGGAAAGAAUUGGCAGUGAAAUGGUGGAUAUGACCCAAGGAAUUGGAAUAACUAUGCCCAAAGCGUCGCCGUUGACGGCUAACUGCAAGACGCGACCUUUCGUCGCCCAUCUGCUUUCUCAGACUGAAGUCUAGAACAUCUAAAAACAUGGCGGCUCGGUUCACACGUCUUUUGCUAAGACGAGGGACCACAGCGGCUAAAUCGUUAUUUAUCGGAAGACUGCUGGAGAUAUUUUCUCUAAUAUAUUACUAUGUUUUAGUUUUGAAGAAGGAUCUAUUUUUCUCUGUUUCUUUUUCUUCAUAUGUACUUGUAAAAAUAUAUUCCUUUCGUCCCA